AUAUAAUAGGCUCACAUGAUCACAAGUUCACAACCCCUUCACCACUCGGAGCACUUCCCACUUCUCUAUACUAAACUAUAGCAAUGGAAUCAAAGAGUCUAGCUUCAACUCUCUUCCUCUUCUUCCUUCUCUUUGGAACCUUAGCAGCUUCCCCCACCCUCAAAUCGAAGCCUCAUCCUCGCCAUCCUCUCCCUUGCAAACGCCUCGUUUUCUAUUUCCACGAUAUUGUCUACAACGGCAAGAAUUCCAAGAAUGCCACAGCGGCGAUUGUGGGUUCACCAGCUUGGGGAAACAAGACCAUACUGGCAGGGAAAAGCCAUUUUGGGAAUGUGGUUGUGUUCGACGAUCCAAUCACUUUGGACAACAAUUUGCACUCGACCCCGGUUGGUCGUGCGCAAGGCUUUUACUUGUACGACAAGAAAGAUAUAUUCACUGCUUGGCUCGGCUUCUCCUUCGUGUUCAACUCGACCCAACACAAAGGGAGCAUCAACUUUGCUGGGGCUGAUCCAUUGAUGAACAAGACUCGAGACAUUUCAGUUAUUGGUGGAACUGGUGACUUCUUCAUGACUAGAGGGAUCGCCACUUUGAUGACUGAUGCAUUUGAGGGUGAAGUUUAUUUCCGUCUCAAAGUUGACAUUAAACUGUAUGAGUGUUGGUAAAAAAAAUCUUGUGACUAGCUAUUGGAUGUUGCUAGUUUUUGAGUCCGUUUUCCAUUUGAUUUAACUUUUUACUCGACUUUUAUGCAGCUAAAAAAGCUGAGUAAUUUAGUCCUUUAUUUUGGCUCAUGAACCCAUUCUAGUUUUUCGGGUAUAUGAGCAUUUUUAUUGUAAUCCUUUCCUGUUUUGAUCAUCUAAUUACUUUCCUUUGAACCAAAUGAGAGAUGUGAGCUAGUUUUGUUCAUUAUAUUAUACAAUGUGAUGUAAGGCUAUGAGUCCUCCA
This is a messenger RNA of Rosa chinensis, 939 nucleotides long. Its product is annotated as dirigent protein. NCBI's taxonomy places the organism in Eukaryota, Viridiplantae, Streptophyta, Magnoliopsida, Rosales, Rosaceae. Bases 84 to 659 code for a protein of 191 amino acids. The transcript has a single exon. The record is from RefSeq and is a predicted model, not a curated record.